This is a messenger RNA of Otolemur garnettii (small-eared galago), 1458 nucleotides long. RefSeq names its product alcohol dehydrogenase 4 (class II), pi polypeptide (gene ADH4). Lineage: Eukaryota; Metazoa; Chordata; Mammalia; Primates; Galagidae. The transcript is spliced from 6 exons. The record is from RefSeq and is a predicted model, not a curated record. Bases 315 to 1073 code for a protein of 252 amino acids. Gene Ontology annotation, molecular function: zinc ion binding; S-(hydroxymethyl)glutathione dehydrogenase [NAD(P)+] activity. Gene Ontology annotation, cellular component: cytosol. Gene Ontology annotation, biological process: formaldehyde catabolic process.
CAUACUAUAGAGAAAUAGUGUUUUCUACUGAUUCCUUGGGUGGCAAUUUUAAGUAUAGCCAUGCAUACUCGUAAGAUAAUAAAACACUAUAGCCAUGCAUACUAUAGAGAAAUAGUGUUUUCUACUGAUUCCUUGGGUAGAAAUUAUAAGUAACAUCUCAGGCACCAUCAAACAUAUGCCUUUUCUUUCUAGGUGACAAAGUAAUUCCAUUAUAUGCACCUCAAUGUAAAAAAUGCAAGUUUUGCCUGAGCCCACUCACAAAUAUUUGUGAAAAACUCAGUCGAGAUAAAAAUCCUGCUAUUGACCAAGAACUAAUGGCAGACAAAACCAGCAGGUUCACCUGCAAAGGAAAAUCAAUUUACCAUUUCUUGGGAAUCAGUGGGUUUUCUCAGUAUACUGUGGUGUCAGACAUUAAUCUUGCCAAAAUUGAUGAUGAUGCAAAUUUACAGAGAGUUUGUCUGCUUGGAUGUGGGUUUUCGACUGGCUAUGGGGCUGCAAUCAACAAUGCCAAGGUCACACCUGGUUCUACCUGUGCUGUCUUUGGCCUAGGAAGCGUGGGUCUUUCUGCCAUAAUGGGUUGUAAAAUAGCAGGAGCUUCCAGAAUCAUAGCCAUUGACAUCAACAGUGGGAAGUUUCCAAAGGCCAAAGCCCUAGGAGCCACUGACUGCCUCAAUCCCAGAGACCAAAACAAACCCAUCCAGAAGAUCAUUAUUGAAUUGACAGGAGGAGGUGUGGAUUUUUCCCUUGACUGCGUAGGUGGAUCGGAAGUCAUGAGAGCAGCCUUUGAGUGCACAACAAUAGGUGGGGGAACUUGUACUCUCAUUGGAGUAGCUGCUGGUGACAAAGGAUUGACCAUUACUGCGCCAGAACUAAUCCUGGGCCGUACUAUAAAUUCAACAUUCUUUGGUGGGUGGAAAAGUAUAGAUUCUAUUCCAAAGCUUGUUGCUGACUACAAGAAUAAGAAGUUCGAUCUGGAUGCACUGGUGACCCACACUCUGCCUUUGGACAAAAUCAAUGAGGCAUAUGACCUAAUGAACCAAGGAAAAAGCAUCCGAACAGUCCUGAUCUUGUGAAGAUGCCGGGAGUGAUUUGGAAUACAUCUGACUGAAUCUGAACCUGAUUUUAUUACUUGAUAUAAUGAAACGAGGAAAGCUAUGAAUUUAAACAAAUAUUUAUAGUUAGUAUCUCAACAUAAAUUUACAAUAGAAUUUGUACCCAUAAAAUAUUUUUUCCUAUGUUAAAUAUGAUAAUUAAAGUGUUUAGGAAUAGAAUAUGAUGUUUAGAGGUUGUUUAAAACUAGUUCUGGGAAGAUAAAAGUGGGGAAUGAGAUAUUUAAUAAUUAAAACUAGAUUGGAACACGUUUAUAAUUGUUUAGUUGGGAGAUGACUAUAUGGAGUUCCAUUAUACUGUCUAUGUUGAAAAUUUUCCACAAUAAAAAGAUUUUCACUGGAAAAAAAA